Penaeus vannamei (Pacific white shrimp) is the source of this 888-nucleotide messenger RNA. NCBI's taxonomy places the organism in Eukaryota, Metazoa, Arthropoda, Malacostraca, Decapoda, Penaeidae. The record is from RefSeq and is a predicted model, not a curated record.
AUGGUUUUAAUUUUCAACAGACCGUCCAGACCCUCCGAAUCCACCACACAGACCCUCCAAAUUUCUCCUCCAGACCCUCCGAAUUCGCAAAUUUUCACCUCCAAGACCUUCCAAAUUCUUCCUCCAGCCCUCCGAAUAGCCACACGGACCCUCAAAUUCCCUCCUCCAGAGAACCCUUCCAAUCCUAGCCUCCAGACCCUCAAAAUUCUCAAUCCUAGCCCAGACCCUCCAAAUCUCUCCUCCAGACCCUCCGAAUCCACCUCCAAACUCCAGACCCUCCAAAUUCUCUCCUCCAGACCUCCGAAUCUAACCCUCCGAAUCCACCCACACAGACCCUCCAAAUUCUCUCCUCCAGACCCUCCGAAUUCCAGCCUCCAGACCCUCCGAAUUCCCUCCUCCAGACCCUCCAAAUUCUCUCCUCCAGACCCUCCGAAUCCUAGCCUCCAGACCCUCCGAAUUCCCUCCUCCAGACCCUCCGAAUCCUCACCUCCAGACCCUCCGAAUUCCAGCCUCUCCGAGACCUCCGAAUCCAUCCCAGACCCUCCGAAUUCCUCCUCCAGACCCUCCCUCCAGCCCACAGACCUCCGAAUCCAGAGACCCUCCGAAUUCCAGCUCCAGACCCUCCGAAUCCUAGCCUCCAGACCCUCCGAAUCCUCACCUCCAGACCCUCCGAAUCCUCCUCCAGACCCUCCGAAUCCACCCACACAGACCCUCAAAUUCUUCCUCCAGCCUAGCCACAAGACCCUCCUAACCUCCAAAUCCAAUCCUAGCCUCCAGACCCUCCCUAGCCUCCAAGCCCCCCAAGUCCAGACCCUCCGAAUUCCCAAGACCCUCCAAAUCCUCACCUCCAACCCUCCAAAUCCACCCACCAGACCCUCUAAAUUCUAG